UCACCGGCUCGCUGUGUCACAGAGAGUCCCCUUAAGCCCGCGUGACAGCUCUCAUACUGUCCCUUUGUGACCAGCUUUAUCCACAGAAUGCCUGCUCUAUGUUUGCUAUGUCUGGCUGCCGCACUAGCGGCGUUCACGCGGCUCGCCGGUUCCGUGGGUCCGGUGAUUCGGUGUGAGCCGUGCGACGCUGCAGCGCUCCUGCAAUGCAAGCCCCUGCCUAAAGACUGUGUGGAGCGGGUGAGGGAACCGGGCUGCGGCUGCUGCAUGACGUGCGCCCUGGGCGAGGGACAGGCAUGUGGAGUGUACACGGCACGCUGCGGCUCCGGCUUGAGCUGCCAGCAUCAACCCGGGGAAAGCAAACCACUUCAGGCUUUAUUGGAGGGACGAGGGCUGUGCUCCCCGGCCGCUUCUAAAAAACUCAACAGUAUUCUCGUCCCGGCGCCAAAGCAAGAGAGCAUUGGAAAUCAAAUUGAAGACUCAGCCAAUGCCACUGCCUCCAUGACUGUGCUGCCUGGUUUAGUAAAGGGUGGCCACAGUCGGGUACCAGCAGAUACCAGGCCUUCAGUGCACAAGCUGUUCGAGAAAGAUCUCAACAAGAAGACCCAAAGCUACAAGGUGGAGUCUGUGUCCGGAGGAGCCAAUAUGGACAUGCACAACUUCUCCCUGGAAAACAAGAGGGAGACCGAGUAUGGGCCUUGUCGGCGAGAGAUGGAAAGUAUCCUGAACAGCCUUAAAAUCAGCAGCGUUCUCAUCCCAGGAGGCUUCCGCAUCCCCAACUGUGACAGAAAAGGCUUCUACAAGAAAAAACAGUGCCGUCCAUCUAAAGGGCGGAGGAGGGGCUACUGCUGGUGUGUGGACAAAUAUGGACAGCCACUUCCUGGUUUUGACCGAAGAGAGCGAGGAGAGACGCAGUGCUACAACCUGGAGAGUAAAUGAGAGCGUUACAUGAGGACGGAGAGGAUCAGAGGAUCUCAGAGGAGGCUAGGACAGUGGAAGAACCAAGAGCCUUCUUUGCUCUUGCACUUAGAUUUCUGUCAAACAUUUGAAGGAGCUCUGGACCUUUCAGGUCCCAUUUCUGUUGGCAAGGGAGGGAAGGGGAGAGGGCUGGCCAUGCCACCAGUCUGUCACAGCUAUCUGCCCUGUGCUUAGGGAGCGCUAUCUUUUAAUAAACACAUUUAAAUCGAAUAAGCUGAAGCCGAGAGAAGCAGGAGACUCCUAUUAUCAUCUGCACUAUUCUUUUAGGAGGAAAGAGGGACUUUUCCCACUCACUAAGAGGACAUUUUUGAGACUGUAACCCAAAAAUCCACACCUCACUGUGUCUGCAUGUCUGUACAACUGUGUGUGUGUUUGUGUAAAUACUAAUUGUCCUUAAGCUCAGUUCAGACUUGUUAGACUGCCCUUCCAUAGUUUACAAUGCAGAAAAACCUUUGUGGCUCAGGGUCGGUUCUGAAGUGAAGGAUUAUGGGAGCAGAGCUUUGACUUCAGUGUGUUCCCGUAGAGGAUGUGGGAGUCUCUACAGGAGGAAGUUAGCCUGCUGUUACUGUUACAGUGCCUUACAAUGUACUUUUCUACUCAACCCUUUGUAUAGGACAGAUUAAAGGAAUACUCAAGUUAGCUUCAGUCUGAUGACAUUCUGUGCAUGCGUGAAAACAGCGACUCUGAUUGUAAAGCGCAACAGAAACUUGAAUUCCAAGUGUUAACGUAGCACAUAGCAUAAUGUACCUGUGAUGGCAGCUCUAUAGUGAAAAGACUCUUUGACUAUCACAAACCAAUGCACUUAUAGAACCCUAAAGACAUACAACAAAGUGAUGUUUUGUCCAGUGGGUUAGACACAACUCACCAUGUUACAAACAUAAAUGAGGUCAUGAUCAGUGUUGAGCAGUUCACGAGUCACUAGUGAGAGCUGGAUUUGAGUGCAUUACCAAUCUUCUGGCAGCUGAGGGCUGACAUGUGGGCAGCAGAGAGACUGUUUGUGCGACAGAGCUUUCUGUUGACUUUUUAGUGUUUUUGUGGGUCCCCAUGGGAAGACUUUAUAACUCAUGUGAAUCCAAGUUUUCCACAGCAAAUGAGCAAGAGUGCAUUAAGUCAUUAAGUGUUCAAAGUCUGCUCCACUCAAAAACAACUUGUUUUCUCACUGCUUUCACUGCACAGAAUGAAGUCUAUCCAAGGCAUGACACUGUCAAGACACUUUCAUAGUUGUCAAAUGACUGAUUAAAAGGGGACAUUUCUCUAAUUUUGCCUUAAAUCAUUUUAAAGUGGAUCAGCACCAGGAAUACUCAACUCAUUUCGAAGAAGUUAUGGUCUUAUGUGCAGUUUUUAAUAGUGCAUUAUGACAACACCAUAAAUAAUAAAGUAUAUUUUAUGGUAAAUUCAUGACAAACUGAUGUGAUUUACAGAUUUCAUUUGGAUGGAUAAAUCUUAUUGACGAACCCCUUUUCUACAGCAGUAGAUUUACUGUGUCCCUUGGGUGGAGUAUUCCUGUAAUAUGUCUCAGUCCAUCCCACAUCUUGUUUCUGUUCAGCCUGUCUCUCGUCCACUGUCCCCUUGUGCAGCUCUCGUGUGGGGGUCCUUCUGACGCUCAAAUCCAGUCUGUGCUGGAUCUCAGUGCCUACUUCUCUUCUGUACCCUCUGUCCUUUUUGUCUCCCCCCCCAUCCAUGUUGUACUCUUGCCCUCUAUACCUCUCACCUUUGGCCCUGUCUCACCUCUUUCAUCCCUGUCUUGACCUUUCCUCCUGACCCCCUCCCCUGUCCCUGCCCUCCGCUCCUCAGUGGUGCGUCCUGGUGUAUGCCUUUGUCUCUGCACAGGUGCCAGCUGCCCCCAAGCUUCCAGCUCAAGCACAAGCACUUAAAGCACUUUAGCUGCGUGGUCCUUGGUCAGUACAUGCAGUUAAAGACAACUGGACCUAUCCUUUCUCAGAGCUGACGAUGCUGUUAGAACAGAAGAUUGAAGGAAAAACAAAGCUACACCAGGACAGAUAGUGAACACCCCUCCUUUCAAUGCAACUCUUUUCAUUGUUGUUUUUAUGUCUUUGAAUGAUGCUUGUAUGCAUAGAUGCCAACAAGUCUCCACAAGGUGGACACUGCACCAAAUAUGCAUUGACACAAAUACAAGGGGUCAAAGGGAGGGGAGCUCCUCCCUGCCCAGUGCACUCCCAAUCCUGUGUAAAGACUUGAACAGGGGCGAGUGCUUGCCCAGUAGCUUGGUAGCAUACAUUUGGCUGUACGCUUCCAUUGUUAUUCACCAGUAACUCCAGCAAUUUGGUGCUAUAUUCCAUCUGCUCAAAGACUUGAUGUACAGGGAGGAUCAAAAACUCGUGUAAGCUAUUCCCUCCCUUACAGUUGUAAGAGUGUCUUUUUUUUUUAAAAUAUAUUAAUAUUAUUAUUUCUUGGCCAGCUAUGUGUCUGACUAGACAUUAUGUACAGUACUUAAAAUAAGAUAUUUAUCUAAGAAGAGUUAUAAGCUGAUUCAAACUUGGUUUUCUUAAAUGAACAGUUCAUCAGUUGCACAAUGUAUUGUGGGAUUAUAAUCACUAAUGAAUGUUUUAUUCUUAAAUCUUUUCUUCUUCAUGUUCUGAGCCUGUGUUGGGCAGACACAUGGCCUCUGCAGUGGCAUAGUACAAAGGCCUCAUUUGAGUCUCUCCAUGUUCUCCCAGACAUCCAGCCUCUGUCUCACACUUUAUUUCACUUUGGUACAAUGUUCUGCUGGUGAUAUUAUGAAUCUCUCUGUUCACGGGUAAAUCUGUUUUGUUCUUUUUUUUUUGUCUAUCCUAAAAAAACUGAUUUAAGCUUUUCACAAUAAACUAGAGAUCACAGCUAUUUUCUCUGAAAACUAAAUAACUAUGAUUC
Messenger RNA from Boleophthalmus pectinirostris (great blue-spotted mudskipper), 3846 nucleotides. RefSeq names its product insulin-like growth factor binding protein 3 (gene igfbp3). Lineage: Eukaryota; Metazoa; Chordata; Actinopteri; Gobiiformes; Gobiidae. The record is from RefSeq and is a predicted model, not a curated record. The transcript is spliced from 4 exons. Bases 88 to 936 code for a protein of 282 amino acids. Gene Ontology annotation, molecular function: insulin-like growth factor I binding; insulin-like growth factor II binding; fibronectin binding. Gene Ontology annotation, biological process: regulation of insulin-like growth factor receptor signaling pathway. Gene Ontology annotation, cellular component: extracellular region.